Molecule: messenger RNA, 6823 nt
Organism: Manis pentadactyla (Chinese pangolin)
Lineage: Eukaryota; Metazoa; Chordata; Mammalia; Pholidota; Manidae
Gene: EVC
Product: EvC ciliary complex subunit 1
Exons: 21
Coding region: 114-3113 (999 amino acids)
Biological process (GO): smoothened signaling pathway
Source: RefSeq, a predicted model, not a curated record
CCGGGAUCGGAGUCCGCACCGCCGGUCUGGCGGGGACAGUGCCCCGGGCAGCGGGCCGGGGCCGCGCGCGGCGGCAGGAGGGAUGCGGCCAGCCCGCCGCCUGAGCGCCCGCGAUGGCCCGCGAGGCGGCGGCCUGCGGGGGCGACGCGCGUCUGCAGCUGAGCCGGGACGCGGUGCGGCCGGCCCCCGCCCUGCUGGUCCCCGCCGUGCUGCUGGGCGCCGCGCUCGGCCUGAGCCUCGGCCUCUGGCUGGGCUGCCGCGCCGCCCGCCGGCGUCCGCGGCACCAGAAAGAUGAUGCUCAAAGUCUGCUCAAGAAUUUGGAGUGUAACGUACAGACCCCCUCAGAAACCGGUUCCCCACCCAGGAGGCGGAAGAGAGAAGCACAGACAUCGAAGGACGAGGAGGCCCUGGAUGAACGUGAGCCGUCUUUCAACAGCAAUAUCACAGCAUUUGCACUGAAGGCAAAAGUCGUGUAUCCCAUCAAUCAGAAGUUCCGGGUGAGAGUCAUGAGCUCCAUCCUAGAAACACGAUUAUUCAGUAAUGUCCUGGAGACUGGGCCUCUGGCCGACGGCUCCUCCAACCCAUCUCUGCACGAAAACAUAAAGCAGGCUGCCUUGCCGAACCAGCCAGGGGAGGCGUCCCCCUCCAGCAGCCUGGGGAGCCUGAGUCAGGCCGAGAAGGAUGACGGCAGCUCGGCGUCCAGCGUCCGCUCGGCCACCAGCGACGACAGGUUCCUCGGCCGCUCCUUCCUCGGGGCCAGCAGCUUUCCCGAGGUGCUGAUCCAUGAGGGUGUGGACCUUGACUUGUGUAUCUAUAACCUUCACUUAAAGGACCUUCUGCAUCUGGACACGGCACUGAGGCAGGAGAAGCACAUGAUGUUCAUUCAGAUUUUUAAAAUGUGCCUUCUGGAACUUUUUCCUAAAAAGAAGUCUGAUGAUGAAUUAUACCAGAAGAUUCUUAAAAAACAAGAAAAUGAUCUGGAGGAAUUAGAAAAGGGACUUCAGGUCCAACUGUCAAAUACGGCAAUGCUGGGUGCUGAGGAUGCUGAGUACAUCACCCUGGCGGACGUGGAAAAGAAGGAGAGGGAAUUCUCUGAGCAGCUAAUAGACAAUAUGGAAGCUUUCUGGAAACAGAUGGAAAACAUCCAGCACUUUCUUGUGGACCAGUUUAAGUGUUCUGGCACCAAAGCCCGACAGCUCGUGCUGACGCUCACGGGAAGCAUGAUUUCGGCCGAAGGGCUGUUGCGUGACUCUCAGGAUCUGCAGGCUCUGGACACCCUGGAGAGAACGCUGGGGCGGGUGCACAUGGCAAAAAUGAUGGAGUCUCUGAAGCUGCAAAUCCAGGAGGAGACCAGAUGCCGGCUGGCCGCCAUCUCCCACGGCCUGGAGCUGCUGACCAUCGAGGGGAAGCUCUCCGGGCGGCAGAAGGAGGAGCUGUUGACCGAGCAGCACAAGGCCUUCUGGGGGGAGGCAGAACUCUUCGGCAGGGAGUUUGUCCAGCGAGGCAAAGACCUGGUGAAGGCGUCGCUGGCUCACCAGGCAGAGGAGACGGCAAAGCUCACAUCGGCACAAGAAGCAGAGCAGAGGAGCUUCCUGGCUGAGGCCCAGCUGACUGCCGACCCCGAAGAGUUCCUCCAGGCUUUUCACGAGGUCCUGGAGAGGCACAGGUUGGCCCAGAGUUACCUGGAGGAGGAGGCGAACAUGAGAAGCACCGAGGCCAUGGCUGCGCUCUGCCAGGAGCUGUUUCGUGGCACCGUGCAAACAUUCCAGAGGUUUGUGGACGUCCUGUUCCUUCAGACGCUCCCGGGUGUGACCGGCCUCAGUGGGACAGAGUGUGAGUACCUGAGGCAGGAAGUCCAAGAGAACACCGCCUGGCAGCUGGGGAAGUCGGAUCGCUUCCGGAAACAGCAGUGGAAACUCUUCCAGGACCUCCUGGAGCAGGAAAAGCAGGUGUGGAUGGAGGAGCAUGCUUUGUCCACUGUGCUGCAGACACACAUCCGGGAAGGCCACGACAGCACCAUCCGCCGAGUCUUGGACCAGCUUGGUGGCCUCAGUGAAGAGUCCACAUGGCGCAUCCUGCAGGGGCAUGACCUGCUACUGCGCUCGGCCCUCCGGAGGCUGGCUCUCCGUGGCAGCGCCGUCACCACCCUGACCCAGAUGAGGCUGUCCGGGAAGAAGAGCCUUCUCCAGGAGCUGCGUGAGCAGCACGCCCUUGAGCAGGCCCCCUCCCAGUGCCUGGAUGAGCAUCGGUGGCAGCUGCUCAGAGCCUUGGAGGCCCGCGUUCUGGAGGAGGCCAGCCGGCUGGAGGAGGCGGCUCAGCAGACGCGUCUGCAGCUUCAGCAGCAGCUCCUGGCAGAGGCUCAGGAGGUCGGGCGGCUCCUGAAGCAGCACACGGAGCAGGCCAUCGGGCAGGCGCUGCUGGGCCACGCGCGGAACGUGGCCGCCAAGAGCCGGUCCAAGGACAGGGAUGACUUCAAGAGGUCACUGAUGGAGGCGGCUGUGGACAGCGUGUACGUGACCAGCGCUGGCGUCAGCCAGCUCGUGCGAGAGUACUACCGGCAGGUCGGGGGGGCCACGCAGGCCCACGAGGAGAGGACAGCGCAGCAUCUGAAGGCUCUGCACGAUGAGAGAAUGGAAAAUUACAAGCUGCGGAAAAAGCAAGAACUCAGCAAUCCUGCAUCAGAGGUCAAGGUGGCCGGUGGAGUCCAGGAGGCGUGCCAAGCUGUCCACCAGAGGAUGUGGGCGCUGCAGAAGAAGUUCCUGGCCCAGUUCACCGUGCACCAGCAGAGCCGCCUGGACGCUCGGAAGCAGAAGGCCAGAGUCAUGGACCACCUGGAAGCCCAGCUCGAGACCCAGCUCCAGGACGCUGAGCAGAGCUUCAUCAGUGAGCUGGCAGCGCUGGCCCGGGUGCCCAUUGCCGAAAGCAAACUGUUUUCGAGUAAGCGUGGACUGUCAGAGGAAUUUGAAAACGCCAUGAGUUGGAGUGAGGUGCAGAGAAGCUGUGACGUGCUGAAGCCACAGAGCCAAUGUCUGCAUGCACGUGUCUCCUGCAGAGAAGCCCCUAAGGACCAAGAGGAAGAAGCCCCCACCCCGGGAGAAAGGGGGGCCCGGUGACGAGACCCCUGCCUCAGGCGGCCAGCCCUCAGGAUCGCUCAGCAGCAAAAGGCUGAGCCAGCAAGAAGGUGGAACUGGUGAUGGUGAGAAUUCCAAGAAGAUGCUGAAGAAAAGGAGCAAUUUGUAGUUUGAGGUCGGUUGGGACCGACCCUGCAGACCUGGUCUGCGUGCUGCCUGCCCAUCCCCCAGCCAUGCUGUCUUACCAAUGGAUUUCAGCCCCGGGCAAGUUCACUAUGGAUUCAGUGACACUGAGGACUGACAAUGGAACGUUCUUGGGGUGAAAGGGUUAUACCUAACUUUAUUCCCACGGUGGCAGGUCAGUCACUAGAAUCCCACCCACUCAGAGCAAGUCUGUGUGCAGCAAGCCAGUCUCUGCCUCUGGGCCUCUCUGUCCUUGGUGCCGCCACCACCCCAGCCUCUGCUCUGCUCUCCUGCUGCCUUGCAGCUCUGCCACCAUGUUGCCCAGAGCACUGGGCAGAGCUCUUUUAUAUAGAGUCAAUAACAACGUAUUGCCCACAGGUGUGUCAUGAGCUAGCCAACCAGGGCCAGGUGAGAAUCCUGGCUACAGGAGCCUUCACUUUAUCCACAGAGUCUAUUUUGACUUCCCAUCCAGUCUCCCUCCGUCUGCUCCUGCCUUUAUCACAUCAGCCCACACCUGGGUCCUCGUGACCUUCACGGGCCCUUUAAAUUCUCCCUCCGAGUGGCAGACCGAAUUUCCUUCUGUGCCUUCAUUGCUUGAACCUGAGGACAGGAGCGGGGCAUGGAGCGCUCCCCGACCUGGGGACGGGGCUGCACCUCUCCUGGAGAAACCCACAGUUGCCAAGUCUUUAUUUUUUUUCUGGCUUUCCACCAACUUUCAGCUGGGUUUCCUCCGGACCAGCAGGGCCUCCGUUCCCACCUGUUUGUCAAACCUCCGCUCCUCCAUCCCUGGGCUGAUGGCCCCACUACACCCUCCACCUGUCCCUCGGUACCUGGCGGCCUGCGCUCCUCUCGGGCUCCUUCUCAGGCCACCAUGAUCCUUUACCAUGUCCACAGCACCUCGCAGUGACGCCAUUUCAGCCACAAACAAGUUUCUUACCUCCACAACUGCACCUCGCAGCUCAGGUCUCGUGCUCUCUUCUCGGGCUUCCUGCAGGAGGGCGUCUUUCUCCCUACGGCCUUUCUCAGCACUGUGCGGAGAAAACUGGCCAUGGCUCCCGCCGCCUCACGGGCGCUGUUUCUCAAGGGGCCUACUUACUAUACCAAGGGCCUGUCCUGCUGCCUCAGAUGUCACCUCCAUCCCUUCCCAGCCUCGGGGCAGGGCCCAGUCCUCCAGGAGGCAAGCCACGCCGGACCACAUGUCCGCUGGGGGACACUCGGAUGUCCCCCCGUCCAUAGGGGCAGCCACGGGCACACUCUCCCAUGAGGGCAGCCCGUUCUGUUCCUCAGUCCACAGUGAAUCCUGCUGACUGUCACCAAUUGUCUUGUCAAUGGGUUUCAGCCCCAGGCAAGUUCACUAUGAAUUGAGACCGAAGAAUGACAAUGGAAUAUUCUUGGGGUGAAACAGUUUUAUACCCACUUUAGUCCCACAGUGGCAGGUCAGUCACUAGAACCCGUCUGCUCAGAGCGAGUCUGCGUGCAGCAAGCUGGUCUCUGCCUCUGGGCCUCUCUGGCCCCCAGCAGCCAUCCCAGUCUCUGUCCUCGGUGCUGCCACCACUCCAGCCUCUGCUCUGCUCUCCUGCAGCUGUGCAGCAGCUGUACCACCAUGUCACCCAGAGCACCAGGCAGAGCUCUUUCUAUAGAGUCAAUAACAACGCAUUGCCCACACAUGCGUAGUGAGCUAGCCAACCAGGGCCAGGUGGGAAUCCUGGCCACAGGAACCUUCCCUUUAUCCACACGUGUGAAGAGCACAGUUAGGACCCAGCCACCUGGGGACAAGGAGGGGUCUCCCCUGUGCCUCAUGGGCUUGUUGUGCAGGGGACGAGGAAUGGAUGUAGAAGUGCCGGAAAAGGCCUAAGUGAAUGUGGCACACCUCGGAGCCUGAGAGAAUCAGAAGACCCGGUUGGAAACACGUCUGCAAGCUUUGUGUCUCUUUGGCUUCAAGAAGGGGCUUCAUUCCCUGGGGACCUCUUCCUCCCUGCCUUCUGUACCCCCCUCCGCACUGCCGAUGUCACCCCGAGCCUCCCUUCCCAGCAUGGGGCGUCUCAUUCGGGCCUUAGGGCCUCUGCUCUCCAGCCUCUUGGUGAGCCUCUGCUGGGCGCUGGGUCUCCAAGCACCGCUGGUGUUUUCUGGGUCUCAGCCUUCGCCUUCCCCAUCGCCCUCACCCUCUGUCCCGUGCACCAAGGCCACUGGCUGCCACAGCAUCUCAGCAGGACCCACUCCCGGCCUUGGCUCAGCCAGCAGCUAAGGCCUGGUCAGUGGGGAAGGUCUGAGUUUGAAGGCCCGGGACCCCGACGCAGACCAUGGGAGCCCUGGCCUGCAGGCCGCCUUCACCCGCCCUGGGGGCCUGAGGACCCGCAGACACACAGCCACACCAGCCGCUGCGUCUUCUGUGGGAGGCACUUCCCUCGCUCAGGAGCUGGCCCAGCGCUCAGACUUCACCGGAGGGGAUGGGCUCUCCUGCCAGACAACACUCCAGGGGUACGGCUUCUCCCAAGGGAUGGUGAGAACCUCCAGAAGCUUCCAGGUGCCACACAUAAACCACUGCCAGGAGGGGCCCUUGCCACCCUCACGGCACCCGUGUGGGCAACACAUUGUUAUUGACUCUAUAUAAAGAGCUCCGCCCAGCGCUCUGGGUGACACGGUGGCACCUGGGAAGAAAUUGCUCUUUUUUUUGUGAUCAGGGUUGUACAACCUCAGCGCCAGGGACAUUUUGGGUGAGCUCGUUGUUAUUUGGGGCCGGCCUGUCCUCUUGUGCGAUGGUUAGCAGCACCGUUGGCCUGCACCCACCAGAUGCCAGGGGCACUUCCCCGCUGUGGCAACCCAAACUGUCCUCGGACGUUGUCAGACGUCCCUGGGGGGCACCACCAUGGCCUAGGCCACAGUGUGCCGGCCAGGGCAAACCACGGUGGCUCCAGAAUCUGGGAGACCUUGUCUUGGGAUUUUCUGGACCAUUUAUAGCCUGAAUUUUUACUUCUUAAAACCUAAAUUAGACUCUCUUAGGAAAGAGUGGCUCCUUAACAGCAGUGAUCCAAAAUAAUAUUUACAUGGUUUGUUAAGGACACUGACCAUCAGAGCCCAGCGUCAGGAGGGCGGCAGGUGGGAUUCCCAAGCGUAACCAACAGCCCCCUCUUGUGGCUGAAGAAAAGAUUUCCUCCUGCAGCGUCUUCUACAGGCUGUGGCUUCUUUGCAGUAUUCUGAGAGCUUGGUGGACAUAGAAAUCACUUUUGUCACAUGGGGCCUUUACACAGAGGCAUUCUGGAGGCAAGUGACUCCGAUGCUGGGAGUGUCUAAUUUGGGGACGUGAAUGUGGCAGAUGCAGACUCCCUGAGAGCACGAGCACCUCUGGGAAACGGCAGGCAUACGGGUGCGGUCUGCCUGGCUGCUUCGGCCUCUGCCGAUCUUGUGGGGUUAAGUGUUUUGCUUCUUAAGUGCAGCUUCCUUCACCCAAAGGAAUAUGUCACACGUCACAAGCUGCUGCACCCUCUCCACCCGGCUACGGCUCUUGGCACAGUUAGGGGCAUGGAACUACCGAUAAAGACUGGGCUGAUGCUGUCACAUUCUGUUGAAUA